UACAUCUGUAAGUUGGUUUACAAUAUAUCAGUGUGACAAAAUCUUAAUCACAUUGACGUCAUCACCACCACCAGGCGAUAACAAACACGUCUCUCAUUUGUUAUUAGGCUUAAAAUAACGGUCAAGUUGUUUAAUGUGAACGUUUUACCUGAAAAUAAAACGGAUAUUAAACAUACUUACCUUAUUUUAAGCCUAAUAAUUGAAACACUGCCUGGUGAUUUCUAUAAACAACGUAAUGAUUCAAAAAGCGCCUACUAAAGACAAGGCGACCUCUGCUGGUGGUGGUGGAAUGUGUGAAAGAGAAGGCAAUAGAAGGUAGAAACAGAGAAAGAAAGGGACAGAAACACGGGUGUCUCUCUCAUUUGUUAUUAGGCUUAAAAUAAGGUAAGUAUGUUUAAUAUCCGUUUUAUUUUCAGGUAAAACGUUCACAUUAUAAUGAAGAAAUUCAAAAUAGGGACUUACAGACAAUCGAACUACGCGUACACAAAAUUACGAAAAACCUUCGGGAGGCAGCCAUUAUUUCAAAUAGUGCCUGCACAUAUAAUAGAUUCUAUAAACUCCGAUGUUGAACUACAUAAAGAAUAUGUGCUUCGAAAUCCCGUGCAUCGUGAAAUACAAGCAACGUUGCCACAAUCUGAACAUGACACCAACACUAAGCAAAUAGUUAUGCACGAACAAGGAAUAAAUCACACUGAAGGUGGUUGGCCUCGAGAUGUUCAUCUAUAUAAUGAAGAUCACCUCAAUCGUCACCGACGUCGUGUACAACAUGAAGAUAAUUACGUACAUUCCAUUUUAAACAUGAGACCUCAAAUAGAACACUUCAUAGAUCAGAACAAUGCAAUCGAUAUGUAUCAAACCUAUUUUGCCGAUAUGGAAGCUCGAGCACCAGUGGAAAAGUAUAACGUUCAAAUUGCAAAUGUAUUUAGAGACCCAUUUUGUCGACCUGUGUCAAGCAUUGCCUGGACAGAUGAAAAAAGGGCGAAAUUAGUCGCGUCAUAUUGCCACAAAAAUUUUCAAGAAUCCGAAACAAAUGAAAAAAACGUUUGUUACGUUUGGGAUAUUAAUAAGCAAACUUCUCCGGUACAGGAGUUUAGUCCCACUCAUGGAUGUUGGCAAGUGGUUUGUGCUCCACUGGAAUCUGAUAUUUUGAUUACUGGGCUUGUAAACGGAACCAUUAACGUGUUUGAUAUCCGUGCAAGUUCUAACCCUGUAAGUAGCAGUUCUAUUUACAACUCACAUUUUGCGCCAAUCACAGCUCUACGUUAUACUCAUUUAAGAACUAACACAGAAUUUUUCACCGGGUCGCCAGAUGGGCAGUGCCUCUGGUGGGAUAAAAGAAAUCUUUCUAAGCCAAUCGAUCGUUUGCUAAUGUCUGUCAAAUUAGAAGGAAAUGAAGCACCAAGUUUUACUAAUUCAGAAGGUGUAAGCAGCCUUGAGUUUGAUCGUGGCUUGCCGACGAAAUUUUUGUGUGGCACCGAAUCGGGGUUAAUUAUUAACGCCAACCGUAUGGGCAGGAGUCAUUCUGAGGUCUUGACGUCUUAUUGGAAUGCACAUACAGGAUUAGUGAGAGCGGUACAGCGAAGCCCGUGUACUUUGAGAAUGUUUAUCUCAUGUGGAGAUUACAGGGUUCGCAUUUGGAGUGAAGAAGUACGCACGGCACCUAUCAUAGUAACGAAUCCAUAUCGUUCCGAAGUCACUGAUGUAUGCUGGGCACCUUUACGAUACACAAGUUACAUGGCAGUAACAGAGGACGGUGUAUUUCAUUAUUGGGAUCUCAUCCGAAAAUACCACCAACCUACUGCGAAGCUCCGCGUAUCUAGACAUGGACUUAAUAAACUAAUGCCUCAUCCAAAAGGCCAAUCAAUUGGUGUUGGCGAUAAUGUAGGGUCUUUAUUUUUGUUACAUUUAUCUGAAAAUAUGAUAUCAUCCGGUCCUAAUGAUAAACAGCUGAUGCAUCAGAUUUACAAUCGUGAAACAAAACGGGAACAUAACGUUGAUACACGAUUUAAGGAGCAGCGAUUGAAAAUGCGGGUUGAAACAGAACCAACGGCUGAGAUUAAUGAAGACGAAGAAAAUAAUAGUAUUGACGAUCUCGAACAAUUAACUAAAGAAUAUCUUAACACUGUUCAAGAAGAGAUGGGUGAAAUAGGCGGAAUAUUGAAUGGCAGGUUUUCAUUAAUUUAAAUAUGAUGAUCCAACACGUAUUAUGUAUUUGAUUAUACUUAAAGCUUGAAAAAAAUAUUUUAAACUUUUAUUUCUGUACUAGCGGACGCCCGCGUCUUCGUCCACCCUUAGACCUCUUUAUACCAGCCCUUACAGCGCUGUAAAAAUGGAGUAACUUCUCUCGUUUUACCAACAUUUUCCUUCACUGCUCUGCUCCUAUUGAUCGUAGCGUGAUGAAAAGUAUACUAUAACCUGCCCAGGAGUAUGAAGAACAAUUGUACCAAGUUUCAUUAAAAUCCGUCGAGAAGUUUUUGUUUCUAUAACAAACAUAUAGACAGACACAAAG
Bicyclus anynana (squinting bush brown) is the source of this 2509-nucleotide messenger RNA. Its product is annotated as dynein intermediate chain 3, ciliary-like. Gene Ontology annotation, cellular component: outer dynein arm. Gene Ontology annotation, biological process: cilium movement; outer dynein arm assembly. Lineage: Eukaryota; Metazoa; Arthropoda; Insecta; Lepidoptera; Nymphalidae. The coding region runs from base 436 to 2184 and encodes 582 amino acids. The transcript has a single exon. Gene Ontology annotation, molecular function: dynein light chain binding; dynein heavy chain binding. The record is from RefSeq and is a predicted model, not a curated record.